AUGGAACUGCUGAAGGGUCUGGAGAACAAGUCUUCUGAGGAGUGUACAGUUCUUAUCCUUAAGGGUCUCAAGCAGGAGGUGAGUUUCCUCUGCCCCUCUCCAGACGGGUUGCACUUGGCUGUUGGGUAUGAGGAUGGAUCAAUCCGUGUCUUCAGCCUCCUCAGUGGAGAAGCAACCAUCACUUUCAAUGGACACAAGAGUGCAGUCACAGCCCUGCAGUAUGACCAUCUGGGUGGCCGGCUGGUGUCUGGCUCAAAGGAUACUGAUGUCAUUGUGUGGGAUGUCAUCAAUGAGAGUGGUUUGUACCGGCUGAGAGGGCACAAGGAUGCUGUCACUCAAGUCCUUUUCUUGAAGGAAAAGAACCUGUUGGUCACCAGUGGCAAAGACACAUUGGUGAAAUGGUGGGACUUGGACACCCAGCACUGCUUCAAAACUCUAGUUGGACACCGUACUGAGGUUUGGGGGAUGGCUUUGCUAUCUGAGGAAAGGCGUCUGAUCACUGGGAGUGGUGACAGCGAGCUGAGAGUGUGGGAUAUCACUUACAUCCAGGAGGUAAUAGACCCUGAUGAGCCAGAAACCAAGAAAAGCAAAGGGUCUUCACCUGGAGCAGAAGAAAACACUGAAGACAUGGAGACUCUAGAGCUGGAUGAACAUCCUGAGGAACGCCUCAUUAAGUGCAGCAAAGUUGGAUCCAUCAUGCGGGAGGGGAGAGACCGAGUAGUUACUCUUGCCACAGACAGAACAGGCAAGAUUUUGGCCUGCCAUGGGACAGAUGCUGUUCUGGAGGUGUUCUCUGUCCUUUCUGAAGAAGAAAUCCAAAAGAAACUGGAAAAGAAAAUGAAGAAAGCAAAGAAAAAAAGCAAACAAAACUCUGAAGAGGAGCCUGAAAGGAGUGUGGAGCUGAGCCUGCAGGAGCAGAUUCAGCGGGUCACUAAUAUCAAAGCUUCUUCUAAAAUCAAGUCAUUUGACUUGAUUGUCUCUCCAAAAGGAGAGCUGAAGAUCCUACUGCUGCUCCAGAACAACGUAAUUGAGACAUACAACCUGAACCUGUCAGCACAAGUCCCACAGGCUGUCCGUGCAUCCAAGAUAACCAUUGGAGGCCACCGCAGUGAUGUCAGGACGUUGGCUUUUAGCUCUGACAAUAUUGCCAUUCUCUCAGCAGCUGCAGAGUCUGUAAAGAUUUGGAACAGAUCGACCUUGCAGUGCAUCCGGACGAUGGACUGCGAGUACGCGCUGUGCUCCCUCUUUGUCCCGGGAGAUCGGCAGGUCAUUGUGGGCACCAAGACAGGGAAGCUGCAUCUGUAUGACCUGGCUUCUGGGAGUAUGAUGGAGACAGUUAAUGCUCAUGAGGGGGCAGUGUGGUCCAUUGCUCUUUCACCAGACCAGCGUGGCUUUGUGACAGGAGGUGCUGAUAAAUGUGUCAAGUUCUGGGAGUUUGAGCUGGUGAAGGAUGAGAGCAGUGUUCAGAAAAGGCUGUCCAUGAAACACGUGCGUGUUCUGCAGCUGGAUGAGGAUGUGCUCUGUGUGCGGUACAGCCCCAACCAGAAACUGCUGGCUGUCUCCUUGCUGGACUGCACCGUGAAGAUCUUCUAUAUUGACACGCUCAAGUUUUUCCUCUCUCUGUAUGGACACAAGCUGCCAGUGCUGUGUAUGGACAUCUCUUAUGAUGGGACUCUAAUUGCAACUGGCUCUGCUGACAGGAAUGUGAAAAUCUGGGGCUUAGAUUUUGGGGAUUGCCACCGCUCUCUCUUUGCCCAUGAUGACAGUGUGAUGUAUCUGCAGUUUGUGGCGAAAUCCCAUCUCUUCUUCACAGCUGGGAAGGACAGCAAGAUUAAGCAGUGGGAUGCAGAUAAAUUUGAGCAUAUCCAGACACUGGAGGGGCAUCACCAGGAGGUGUGGUGCUUGGCACUCAGUCCCAAUGGAGACUACGUGGUGUCGGCAUCCCAUGACAAGUCCUUGCGCCUCUGGGAAAGGACAAGGGAGCCACUUGUUUUGGAAGAGGAGAGAGAGAUGCAACGAGAAGCUGAAUAUGAAGAGAGUGUGGCGAAGGAAGAGCAGCCUGUGGUGGCUGGAGAGACACAAGGAGAGACGGGGCUGGCGGGAAAGAAGACCAUUGAAACCAUCAAAGCGGCUGAGCGGAUCAUGGAAGCGAUAGAGCUGUAUAGAGAAGAGAUGGCAAAACUAACAGAGCACAAGGCUAUAUGCAAAGCUGCAGGAAAAGAGGUUCCCUUUCCAGUCAAUCCCAUCCUCCGUGCCUAUGGAAAUAUCACACCUUCUGCAUAUGUGUUAGAAGUUUUCAAGAAGGUCAAGUCAAGUGAGCUGGAAGAGUCUCUCCUGGUGCUGCCCUUCUCCUAUGUCCCUGACCUGCUCAGACUCUUCAAUGAAUAUAUUCAGCUGGGUUCAGAUGUUGAACUCCUGUGUCGAGCUCUUCUCUUCUUGCUCAAGAUACACUUUGGGCAGAUCACAAGCAACCACAUGCUGGUGACAGUGAUAGAGAAUCUGAAGAAAACCACCAUCUCCAGAGUCAGUGAGACACGGGAUGUGCUGGGAUUCAACAUGGCAGGGCUCCAGUACCUGAAGAGGGAGAUUGAGGCCAAGGAUGAGGUGACAUUUUUUGCUGAUGCUACUGACCGUUUUGAGGAGAAGAAGAGGAAGAGGAAGAAGAAGGAGAAGGAGAAAAUGAUUCUUGCAAUGCACUAGCAUUUGCUACCCAAGACCCAGAGCACCUGGAUGGGGUCAUGUAACCUCAGUGCUGGCCAUGGAAGCAUUCUUGUGGCUGAACAUCUGUGAUGUCCAGUGACUGGGACAAAGUCUGU
This is a messenger RNA of Chaetura pelagica (chimney swift), 2816 nucleotides long. RefSeq names its product WD repeat domain 3 (gene WDR3). The record is from RefSeq and is a predicted model, not a curated record. The transcript is spliced from 26 exons. The coding region runs from base 1 to 2700 and encodes 899 amino acids. Gene Ontology annotation, molecular function: protein binding; snoRNA binding. Gene Ontology annotation, biological process: maturation of SSU-rRNA. Gene Ontology annotation, cellular component: small-subunit processome; Pwp2p-containing subcomplex of 90S preribosome. Lineage: Eukaryota; Metazoa; Chordata; Aves; Apodiformes; Apodidae.